AUCCAGCCAAGUAUGGAAGAAACCACACUGGUCAUCCUACUGCUGUCAGGAUUUUCCACAUGCUCCAGCCACAUCAGCAAAGAAUACCACUUUGUGAACCAAAAAAUGACCUGGACUGAAGCUCAGAGUUACUGUAGAGAGAAAUUCACUGACCUGGUCACCAUCUACAACAGCGACGAUAACCAAAGGCUUCUGUCAAUUGUAAAAAACAGAAAUGACAUCAAUGCUAAUGGGGCAUGGAUAGGGCUUCAUGACAACAUUAAGAAGUGGAAAUGGUCCAUGGACCAAGAGAAUUUGUAUGUUGACUGGAAAGCGAUAUUCAUGCCCUGGUUGAAGCCCGACCCAAACAAUUCUAAAGCAAAGGAAUACUGUGGAAUGGUUUAUGAAGGAAGCAGUGUAGCAGAUGAAAACUGUGAAGCUCGCAAUCUGUUCCUGUGCUAUGAUGCCAACAGUCCAACAGCGUAUGUUAUAGUGGAGACACAACUCACCUGGUCAGAAGCUCAGUCAUACUGCAGACAACACCACAAUGACCUGGCCAGUAUAAGAAGUGAAGAAGAGAAAAGCACCAUCCAGAGCACUCUGACUGCAACGAGGCUUCAGAAAGUAUGGAUCGGCCUCUACAGAGAUCCCUGGGCCUUCUGGUCUGACAACAGCACCUCUACAUUCACUAACUGGGGAACUGGUCAGCCUAAUAACUAUGGGUCAAAACAAUUCCAUGGAAGAUUUUCUCUCGUCUCAGGGAAAUGGGACGAUUCAGAAAACAGCCAAAGACACCCGUUCUUCUGUUACAAAGCGGUGACAAAGAAAAUAGUGAAAAUUAGGAUUCAAUCGAUGGCUAACAUGAAGAGCUCAGAGAUCCAGCAGCAGGUUUUACUGCAGUUGCAUGACUGCAUGGUGUCCAAAGGACUGACCGACUUCAAACUUAGAUGGAGAAAAGUGGAGAGUUCCUGUGAGAACCACCAGCAGAAACUGAAUGGGGACAACAAUGACCAAGACAACCUCUGUCCAGAUUUAUACACCUGAUAUAUAACACAAAUAACAUUCUGUACUGAGUUGUCCUAUCAUUCAAAUCUUGAACUUCAUAGUGAGUAGCGUCAUCGGUUGACAUUGCUGCAUUUUUUUACUUAGAGUGACAUGGUUUUCUACCCACUGAUAUCUGUGCACAAAUACUUGAGAUAUUCUAGCUGUGUUUGGGGAUUUCAAUCUGAAUUUCAUCUUCAUUGAGUCUUCCAUCUCGAGACUGUCCUUGCAUGAACAAUGACCCUGUAGGAUACAUGAUUAUAGCUGAGAUUAUACAUGUCAAGACCCAUAUUUAUAUUUGAUAGAUCUGGUCAACACACACUGGACUUCAACAGGAGUCACUGUUGUUCAUGUCUCAUUCCAAUGUGAUGGUCUUGGAUAACUACGACAUCAAAGGUCCUUUAUAUGGUUGUUCAGCUUGGAUGAGUUGUUCAGAAGACAAUGACGUGAAGAAAAGCUCAAGAAAAUGUCAUAUAGAUCUAUAUUGUGUGAAAUCUAUGUAUCAAUAAUCUUGUACUUGUGUCCUACUUAUUUACACCUACAUUACUAGACCAUCUUAAGUUAGCAUAGUAUAUAUUCCUAGACGAUUUACAUUCAAGUGUGUAAUUUCUCACAUAUGUUUGCCUAUAUUGGUAAUACGAUGGAUGUACUAAUUUACUAAUGUCCUAAUGUACCGAUAUGUAGAAUGUGCAUGAUGUUGUAAAUUAUAUUUUGCUUUACAAUAAUUUAAAAAAAAAAAGUAAAAAAUCCCUUUUUUUGCAUGCUGUUUGAGUUGUUGGGUUCUGUUCCCAAGUGGACAAAUGAAC
Messenger RNA from Amphiprion ocellaris (clown anemonefish), 1826 nucleotides. RefSeq names its product macrophage mannose receptor 1-like. The transcript is spliced from 5 exons. Bases 13 to 1023 code for a protein of 336 amino acids. NCBI's taxonomy places the organism in Eukaryota, Metazoa, Chordata, Actinopteri, Pomacentridae. The record is from RefSeq and is a predicted model, not a curated record.